Molecule: messenger RNA, 1122 nt
Organism: Monoraphidium neglectum
Lineage: Eukaryota; Viridiplantae; Chlorophyta; Chlorophyceae; Sphaeropleales; Selenastraceae
Product: Ca2+ transporting ATPase, plasma membrane
Exons: 5
Coding region: 1-1122 (373 amino acids)
Cellular component (GO): intracellular membrane-bounded organelle
Molecular function (GO): P-type calcium transporter activity
Source: RefSeq, a predicted model, not a curated record
AUGGGCAUCGCCGGGACGGAGGUUGCCAAAGAGGCUGCUGAUAUUGUGAUCAUGGAUGACAAUUUCAGCUCCAUCGUCAAAGCCAGGCAGAAGGCGCCGCAGAGCAAGGCCGGGCUGCCUCAGCCCCUCAUCGCAGAGGCGGCGGCCUGGCCGCCCGUCGGCGCCGCCGCGCACGGCUGCGAGCCCGGCUCUCUUGGCCAUCUCAUCGCCAUUCGUCCGCCAAACCCCGCUCAUCGACACCGCCACCUCCGCUUCACCCCAUCGCCCGCGACGAACAGGUCUGUUCUGUGGGGACGCUCCGUGUUCAAUUCCAUCCGCAAGUUCCUGCAGUUCCAGCUCACCGUGAACUUCGUGGCCCUGGUGGUCGCCUUUGUGGGCGCGGUGGCCGGCGGCCGCAUCCCCUUGAACGUGCUGCAGCUGCUGUGGGUGAACCUCAUCAUGGAUACCAUGGGUGCGCUUGCGUUGGCCACGGAGGACCCCAACCCAGACCUGCUCAACGACAAGCCCUACGGCCGCGAGGAGCCGCUCAUCACCGGCAAGAUGUGGAAGCACAUCCUGGUGCAGGGCUUCUACCAGCUCUUCUGGCUCUUCUUCUUCAUGUACGCGUUGCCUGUCCUCCCCUGGCCGCGGUACUGGCUCACGGACACCUGCACCCUCAUUUCCAACGGCCCCAUCCUCGAGCCGAGCCCGACCUACUGCAUCGACCGGCUGUCCGCGCCCGACGCCGCCGACGGCCUCGGCUUCUCCCGGCCCAAGGCGGCGGCGUACUGCGCCGCGCUGACGUCCUGCAACCUGCCCUGCGGCGGCCCCGGCGCGCGCGCGUCGGCGGCGUGCGCGGCGGCGAUCGCGGGCGUGGGCGGGCCGAGCUUCGCGCCGGGCACGGUGCCGGGCAAUGAGAAGGAGGCGCUUUGCGGGCUGGGCAGCGGCGGCUGCCCCGCUUACAGCGAGUACCGCGCGGUUGAGCAGUUCUGGGAGUCGCGGCAUGAGAAGCAGACCGAGGAGGAGUUCAAGAGGGCGGACAGCCUGCUGUUCAACGCCUUCAUUUUCAGCCAGACGCCAGCAGAGGCCGCUCGCGCCUGUCAUCACGCACCCGUUCGCCCCGUGCAUGCCACACCGCCUUGA